AGUGCCCGCGAGCAGGAAGACCGGUUCUUGCGGUGGCUGCUCGUGAGCGGCCGUCGCUUACGCAAAAGCUGACAGCUUGUGUCCCUUCGGCGCCUACCAAUUAGCCGAGAGUCGGCAUCAAGCCCCCGACCAGUCAACAUGAUGGCAAAAGUGGUCAUUGCAUUGGUGCUGCUGACGCUGACAGUGUGCGGCGCUAGCGGCCAAGGCAAGGGCUUGGGUCGCGGCAGAGGCCAGGGUCACGGUCAAGGUAACGGCCAAGGUCAAGGUCACGGCCACGGACGAGGCAAGAAGGGCGGACCUGUUGCUGUUGGAGGGCUCCUGGCGUCAGGCCCAAUCCCAGGAAGCGGAGGCGGCGGCCAGUUUCGCGAGUCCGGUGGAUUUCGGCAGACUAAGGGCCACCGGGUUGAAGAAGGCUUUGAGCAAACCGAUUCCUUCAACCGAGGCCAAGGCAACGGGGCUGGUUUCUUGGGCACCAACGCCGGAGUGCUUGAGUCGGGUCUCUUGCAGCAGGUCAAGGGCAAGUUCAAGAUCAUGGGCAAAGUUCGUGGAUACACGGCCGCCAGCUCCUUGCAGCAGCAGCAGCAGCAGCAGCAGGGACAGUAGCCACGAAACCACCGCCAAAACAGCCCAUCGCCUCACGAGCUCUGUCGAAACCAUUUUAUUAGCGAAGAACGGAGGCGAAUUCUCUCUUUCCUUUUAAAGAGUUUCUUAGCGAGUUACCAUCACUUUUCCUUAUCGGGUACGUGUGUCUCUAGCCUUUUUCUAGGGCCGUUCCCGAUGAUAGUGCAGUCUAAUAAACGUCUGAACCGUUCCCGUGGGUAUGCGCAGUCGAAAAAUGUCGAUUCAGAAAAUAGUGCCGUAAAAAAGGAAAAAAGAAAAGAAAAACCCGAGGGGGAAAAGAGCAGUCCGCGACGCUCAUCCUACUCCCCUCACGCGAGGAGUGACGCAGUUGUGUUGUGCGCAGUGACUUCGCCCGUUUCUCAACCCCAACUCGCUCAGGAAGACCUUCUUUGAUCGCCUUCAUUUUCUUUUUUU
Messenger RNA from Dermacentor albipictus, 1035 nucleotides. RefSeq names its product holotricin-3-like. The record is from RefSeq and is a predicted model, not a curated record. Lineage: Eukaryota; Metazoa; Arthropoda; Arachnida; Ixodida; Ixodidae.